AUGGCGGCAAAGACAGAACAGCUGUUCCGUGCGACUGUUUCCCAGUGCAUUCUCCAGGGCGAAGACGAUGUCAUCGAAGAGUUCCUGGGCGCCCCCCUGGACGAUUCCGAGGACUUCGAUUCCGACUUUGAGGAUCUGGACGAUCUGAUCGAUGAUGCGGCAGCCGAGGGCCCAGCCGGGGUCAACGAAGCAGAGGUCUCAGCUGAACCGCACAAAAACCCAUGCAUACCCAACGCCGAUACCCAAGAAGCGGCCCAGAGCGAAUCCGACCUCCCAGAGAGUGGCUUUGAAGUCAAGUGCAGCUUCUGUGGAGAUCUAGAUGCUCCCCAAUGUGCCCAAUGCGCAGAAUUCCUGACGUGGCUGCUGUAUCACGCUCCCAGCUCUGAUGCUGAUGGGUUUCUGACCAGCGGCGCCGCUUUGGGCAGUCAAGUGACGCACACCGUUUUGGGCAGUCAAGUGACGCACACCGUUGAACGGGCGGAUCCGGCCCCCGAUGGGUCCAACUGUUGGUUCCGCUACUGA
Lasiosphaeria miniovina is the source of this 522-nucleotide messenger RNA. RefSeq lists its product as uncharacterized. The transcript is spliced from 2 exons. The record is from RefSeq and is a predicted model, not a curated record. NCBI's taxonomy places the organism in Eukaryota, Fungi, Ascomycota, Sordariomycetes, Sordariales, Lasiosphaeriaceae. Bases 1 to 522 code for a protein of 173 amino acids.